Messenger RNA from Cylas formicarius (sweet potato weevil), 1172 nucleotides. RefSeq lists its product as uncharacterized. The record is from RefSeq and is a predicted model, not a curated record. Lineage: Eukaryota; Metazoa; Arthropoda; Insecta; Coleoptera; Brentidae. The transcript has 3 exons.
UUGUGAUAUCGUCUGAUUGGUGUUGAAUAUUAUUUCUUUUGGUCGCAAUGAUAACGUUUUUUCUUUUUAAAUAAUAUAAGGAAAUGAGGGUGCGAGUUGAACACUGACACAUAAUAAUUGAAGCGUGCGAAAAAAAUCCAGAACUUAUAACCAAUAAAUUUAAUGGUCGGGAAGGUAAAAUAAAAGGUCACGCUUUAUGGCGAACUGUCAGCCUGAAACUUAACAACUUGGGGUUUGGAGAAAAAUCCGUUGAAGGAUGGCGGAAGGCUUUAAUAGAUUGGAAAUCAAAGACAAAGGCAAAAACCGCCAGAAUUAAAAAAGCUAUUGGGAAGGCAGGCGGAAGUCGCACAAGUUACAUAACUUUGUCUGACUUAGAAUGCAGAUUAUUAGAAAUAAUGGGGUUAAAGCCUAUUGAGGGUUACAAUUUACUGGCACUGGGCAAGGACACAGAAUCAGAAACAUGUAGAGGCGGAUCAAACAGGGCAAGAAAUCAAGAAAAGUACUGUCCGAAAGUAGAGUCACCUGCACUGACUACUGAAGGAACGCCAGUUUCCCGUAACAACUCUUCAUAUGAACCCUUUCCCGAGAUUCAAAUGGAAUCAAACAUUGACACACCAGUCAGAUCGAGAGAAACCGAAAGGCUUUCCCAAAAACUGCUUGAUAUUAACGAAGAAUCUCUACGAUACCUAAGAAGUAUUAGUGAAAAUAUGGAAAGUAUGGCAAGUUCCUUGAAAACCAUGACGGCUAUUUUACAGCAGCGUUUUAGCACAUAAAUCGCAGUCGAUGCGUGUUUUUAUGAUUAAAAAGAUGUUCCCACUUUUUAAAAUUUCUUAAUAAUAUUGUGUUAGUUCUCAAAAGUACGAUGUUCUGUGGUACUUUCGCAGUGGUGCCCAACGGGAUACGUGAAAAGAAGAAGAAGAAGAAGAUGUCCUGUGGUUCGCCAUUUUUUAUUAAUUUGCUUUCACCUCGGUCGCUUCAUUUGACGUUCAUACCUGUUAUAGACAGAGUUGCCAACUGAUAAACAGGUCCAUAAACUAAGAAAAAUUUAUUUUAAAACAAGUAUCAACAUAAGCACUUUUUUUGUUAUUUUAAUAUAAAGAAGUUGUUUUAUAAUUGUAGAUUCCCGUGUAUUUAAUAUUCAGAAUAUUUUUGAAUUUUCGUUAAGUUCUAAA